Molecule: messenger RNA, 338 nt
Organism: Protopolystoma xenopodis
Lineage: Eukaryota; Metazoa; Platyhelminthes; Monogenea; Polystomatidea; Polystomatidae
Source: the annotation of a GenBank genome assembly
AUAUAUAUGUCUUGUGUGUAUCGUAUGCAAACAAUGUUUGUUCAAAACCAUACUUCAUCGCCACUGUAGCUACAUCUGUCGAGACAAAUAGUCCCAAGGAGGAGCUGAAUCCUGGACUUAGUAUCCUCGGUUCAAUUGAGAAGAUCUUCUUUGCCGUCUCUGAUUUAUAUGAGCCUACAGAUGAUGGUAGAGCCUCCCGGCUUUUCAUCUCCUCAAGUUACGACGCUACUACUCACUUUGAGACAACAUGCACUGAUGUCCUUAAUAUAUAUGAACGAAUCACAAGUACUCCCUUUGACUUUACAAAGGUUUCUUCGACUAUAGAAACAACCGAUUGA